Molecule: messenger RNA, 342 nt
Organism: Rhodotorula graminis WP1
Lineage: Eukaryota; Fungi; Basidiomycota; Microbotryomycetes; Sporidiobolales; Sporidiobolaceae
Exons: 2
Coding region: 1-342 (113 amino acids)
Source: RefSeq, a predicted model, not a curated record
AUGGACCUCGUCGCCCAGCUCAUCGGCACCAUCUGCGACGGCAUCCUCCAGUCGUGCGCCGAGACGCAGACGAGCCUCGUGCGGGACUCUUGCGGCGCGUGCUGCCCGUGUGCGGCGCCGUGCUGCAGCCAGGAGGCCGGGUGGGACUCGCUCGGCGAGACGGAGGACGAGGGCGCCGAGGCGGCCGGCGGUCGUGGCGAGGCGGUGGGAGCAGACGCAGCGGGUAGCUCGGCGGCUGAGCGGGCGCAGGAGCAGCAGGGGCUUGCGCGUGGUGCUCGAGCUGGGUAUGGCGCAGUCGAGGAGCAGCCGGUGCAGCGGGCGAGGAUGCGGCCGGCGGGGUGA